GAGAGAGAGAGGGAGAGCAUGAGGGACCUCCCAUGCGAAUUCCCAUACGAAAUUUUCUUGAACAUCCUCUCAAGGUUACCCAUCAAGUCCCUCUUUCGAUUCAGGUGUGUAUGCAAGGCCUGGCGAGAGUUACUUACAGAUCCUCAUUUCAUCAAACAACAACUGAAUCAUGCAGCAGAAACCAAUAUUUCCAAUCCUAAUCUCAUUCUCAACUGUGGAUCCAAUCUAUACAACAUCUUCUAUUCCAUCCACAAUGAUACCUGGAAGGAUGAGCCCUUAAAGCUCGAUUUGCCCUUCAAGCUUUCCACUAUUGAAAUUGUUGGUUCUUGCAAUGGCUUGGUUUGCCUUUGGGGUUACUUGAAUCGUGUCUACAAUGUCAUUGUUUGGAACCCAUUCACCAGAGACUACAAGAUAUUGCCUGACGAACCUUUUCAGUUUCUGGGUCGUACCGUUUCUCGUUUCCCUGUUCUGGGUUUUGGUUACAGUCCAUCAAAGGAUGUUUAUAAGGUGUUAAGGAUUGUUUACUUUCAUGUUGAUGGUAGAAUGUUCAGUUCUUGUUGUUCCCUGGUAGAUGUUCAUACACUUGGAUCGAAUUCAUGGCGAAGGAUUGGAGAAAUCCCCUUUGAUAUUCGUGAUUGCUUGUCAGGGGUUUUCGUUAAUGGAUCUCUUCAUUGGAUUGCUAUUCGCAGUUCCAGACCAGACACUAUUGUUUCUUUUGAUGUUGAAGAUGAGGUGUUUAGAGAAAUGCCACAACCUUACUUUGGGGAUCAUAGUUUUCAAAGCAAAUUGGGGGUUUUGGGAGGAUUCCUUUGUAUGAUUUGUACACUCUAUGAUAAUAAUGUUAAGAUAUGGAUGAUGAAGGAUUAUGGAGUUAAAGAAUCUUGGAUUAAACAGUUCUCCAUCAGCCAACCCAUGGUUGUUGGUCAUUUUAAUCACUUGAAGCCACUUGGAUUUACAAAAAGUGGAGAAAUUGUGCUGGAGAUGCAUGAUAGAAAGCUAGUUUUGUAUGAUCCGAAAACAAAAAAGCUUAGAAAUCUUACAAUUCAAGGUGUUCCAGAUUGGUAUGAGGUUGGUGUUUCUAUUGGGACUCUUAUUUCACCCAAGCCUUGCAGUUGAGAUGGGUUGCAGCAUGUGUGAAGAUAUGUUCUAUAAAAUGAUGGCAUAAUUCAAGGUA
Telopea speciosissima is the source of this 1174-nucleotide messenger RNA. Its product is annotated as F-box protein At3g07870-like. The transcript has a single exon. Gene Ontology annotation, molecular function: protein binding. The record is from RefSeq and is a predicted model, not a curated record. Bases 19 to 1116 code for a protein of 365 amino acids. Lineage: Eukaryota; Viridiplantae; Streptophyta; Magnoliopsida; Proteales; Proteaceae.